Messenger RNA from Alternaria alternata, 3018 nucleotides. Its product is annotated as SAICAR synthase-like protein. Gene Ontology annotation, molecular function: phosphatidylinositol kinase activity. Bases 103 to 2898 code for a protein of 931 amino acids. Gene Ontology annotation, biological process: phosphatidylinositol metabolic process. The transcript is spliced from 3 exons. The record is from RefSeq and is a predicted model, not a curated record. NCBI's taxonomy places the organism in Eukaryota, Fungi, Ascomycota, Dothideomycetes, Pleosporales, Pleosporaceae.
CGACCUUCACAAGCCACACACACCUACCUCUCACACACACUGGCUUCCCACGCUUCCUCGCCGACCCCUCCUCCGCAGCGCUCGGGGAAGGCUGCCUCUUUGAUGAGCGUAACCAUCCAUGAGUCGCAGAUGAUGCCCUCGUAUGGCGCCGAAGCAACCGACCGCCCAUCCUUUGCCCAUGCACAAACAACAUCCACACCGCCCGCGCGCACCCCCUCGGACCGCUCGUCACCCAAUGGCACUGCUGCUGCCAUGAACGGGAAGCUAUCCAACGGCCGCCCGACCAGGCCUGCGAGCAUCGACAAGCGCCUGUCGCAGGAAGAAGGGCGCCAUGGCCGGAGUAGGGGAGACGCCAUCGACGUCGACACCUUCAACAAUAACAACCGCUCGCCCGACAUGCACCGGCUGUCCAGCGAGCGCCCGAGCAGGGACGAUGGCUACUUUGCCUCGAUCCACAGCAGCAAGACCAAGGACCGCCUCUGUGGCAGCACCACGCACGUCGAACUCGGCCAGAUAGAUGCCCUCGAUGGCACAAAAGAAGCAAGCAAGGACUUCUACGUGCCGCAUGUCGGCUCCAUGUCCAACCCUACCACAUCGCCCUCGCCCCAGCCUCAGCCCGACGAGGCCGCGUCAAGCCUGCAGGUACCGACCCAACCGCAUCGCGUCUCCUCCCCACCGGCUUUUAACCACAACAACGCCAACUCUUCGCAGCCACCCCACCGCCUACAGCAACGUCACACCCUCGAGGUCCCCAAGCUGCAGACAUCGCGCGCCCGCGACACCCAGAACAACACUGACGACGUCAUCAGCGCAAGCGGGAGGUUCUCGCCCUCUACACCGCACCGCCGGAGAGGCUCCAUGUCGCUUGUGCGUAGGACCACACGCUCCGUCAACUCAGACAUGCCUCUUGACGAAGUGCCCCAGGACGAUGAGGCCGCGCGAUGGGCUGAACACAUACGACAGAAGAGAGCCAGCAAGAGGAAGCGCAAAGAGGACGAGGACGAGGAUCGCGUCGUAGUAGGCACCAAGGUGGACCAGAAUCACGUCAACUGGGUCACUGCCUACAACAUGCUGACGGGUAUUCGCUUCACCGUCUCACGAACCAACGCCAAGAUGGAUCGAGAUCUUACCGAUGCUGACUUUGAUGCGAAGCACAAGUUUUCGUUUGACAUAACUGGCAACGAGCUUACUCCUUCCGCCAAGUACGACUUCAAGUUCAAGGACUAUGCGCCAUGGGUCUUCCGCCAUCUCCGCACUACCUUCAAGCUCGACCCUGCCGAUUACCUUGUCUCGUUGACAAGUAAAUACAUUCUUUCCGAGCUCGGCUCUCCAGGCAAGAGCGGCAGCUUUUUCUAUUUCUCUCGCGACUACAAGUACAUCAUCAAGACUAUCCAUCACGCUGAACACAAAUUCCUCCGCAAGAUUCUCAAAGACUACUACAACCACGUACAAGAGAACCCCAACACCCUUCUUUCCCAGUUCUACGGCCUGCAUCGCGUAAAGAUACCCUAUGGACGUAAGAUCCAUUUCGUCGUCAUGAAUAACCUGUUCCCUCCGCAUCGAGAUAUCCACCGCACAUUUGAUUUGAAGGGCUCGACGAUUGGGCGAGACUUCAAGGAGGAUAAUCUGGCGACCAACCCUCGCGCAACUCUAAAGGACCUGAAUUGGUUACGCAGAAAUCAGCAUCUCGAGUUAGGACCAUCGAAGAAAAAGAUGUUUAUCGAGCAGAUGCAGAGGGACGUCAAGUUGCUGCAGCGCUUGCACAUCAUGGACUACUCACUUCUCAUUGGUAUCCACGACUUGGAGAAGGGUAACGAGGAGAAUCUGAGAGACAAAACACUCCAGGUCUUCUCACCAGGUGGAGAGGAGGCACCAGAGCCACAGCCGAAUCAGCUCAUGCGUACACCUUCAAAACUAGAGAGUGCUCGGAAAGCACGGGAACUGAGGCAGAUGGUCAAGACCCAGAAGCCAGUACCAAUGGGUCAGACCUCCAGCAAGAUGCCGGAUGAGUUGGAAGACCCUAACCGGAACUUCUACUUCUACUCCGAUGAUGGCGGUUUCCGGGCUACUCAUGAAGACAACGCCCCUGGAGAGGAGAUCUACUACCUUGGUAUCAUCGACUGUCUGACACACUACUCGUUCAUUAAACGCAUGGAACACUUUUUCAAAGGCAUCGCUAAUACCGAGUCACAAAUAUCUGCCAUACCCCCCGAACGAUACGGUGAUCGAUUCAUCAAGUUCAUCAGUGGCGUCACUAAAACCAAAGAAGCGGCCGAUCGCGAGAAGAUGGAAGAGGCUACUAACGAUCUCAACGAACUAUCGCUGGACGGUCUCAACCGAUCAUCGACCGACCGCGUCGUAGAGAAGGCAGAGCACCAAGCUGAACGCUCGCGGCGACAAGGUCAUGGCGAGGAGAACGUACCGAAUCUGCACAUGAGGGCAGUACGUAGUCCGUCCGCGGAAAGAGGAGAGAUUGGGACCACUCUUCCUGUAGUCGAGGAGGCUGGUGAGUCUUCGAGUGUUGGUGGGCAUAGCAAUCGGAGCGCCUCAGAUGGUGCUCAUGCUAUAACUACAAGCAACAAUGAGGCCUCGCCGCCUCCGCCACUCACAGGAGCACCCUAUCUUGGCCCCCCGCGCCUUGAGUCCAGAGCUAGGUCAACGUCCAGAGAAAGGGAUCAUUCACAGGGUAGGCCACCGCCAACACCACCCAAAGACUCGGGCACCGCAAGUAGCGAUGGUCGGCCACCCACACCAGCAAAGGAUUCCGAGUACAUGUCUAAUAGGCACUCUGGGCCGCCCACACCACCGAAAGAGGACAAGAGAGGAGGGAUACCCAGAGCCUCUCUGGACAAGGACCUACCACGAACACCAUUAGAAACCACCAUCAGGGUUACCUAAGCUCGCCAAUGGAAUCUUGUCCAAGUUCGCCAUCUUGUCACACCUUUUCAUACAAUGCUUUUUGCAUACCGCCUGGUCAAGUGCCAGGCUUUUCCUUUGUCGCUCCCCUGCGUCGCGAAU